CUGCUCCCCAUCCACUCUUUAAUCCAGAUGCUGGUAAUGUCCCUUUCCAAGGCAUAACUAAGAUAAGCUGGAAGGUUCCUACGAGGCUUUGCUAGAGGCCCUGGGAGGUGGGGGGAAAGGCAAGAGGGCAGUGCCCACCCAUAGACCGGGUCACAUGACCUGGCAUCAGCGCUGUGGGGUCCUUUGGGCUUCACCUCCCUCUCCCCUCUGCCCCCACGUCAUCCUACCCUCAUCCUCACCCUCACCAUUCCCAUCCCAUACCGUAAUGUCCCUUGCGAGGCCUAACUCUGUGAGGAAUGAAACCACCUCAUCCUUGUUCCAAUAGCGUGAGUGACCGAAUUUACAAACGAGUGAAUGUGGACCUCUGGAAACAUUACCCAGCUUGUUUUUACUUUUCACUUUCUCUUUCUGCCCCUUUCAUUUCCGUAGGAGCCCUCUACCUAGAUGAGAAGUGUCCCCCCGCCUGGGGAAUAUAUCAGUCAGAACAAUCUUCCUGCAGACUUGCACCAUUAGACCCGAGGGACGGUGGUGCCAUUUAAACCUCAGAGCAGUAGAGAUGGGAUUUCACCAUGUUGGCCAGGCUGAUCUCAAACUCCUGACCUGAGGUGAUCUGCCCACCUUGGCCUCCCAAAGUGCUGAGAUUACAGGCAUGAGCCACCGCAUCUGGCUGAGGACCUGGUUCUUGAUUGUCAUUUGCUUUCUAUGAGACUCUGCUGGGCUCCUGCCUCUCCAGUCACCAGGAAGGACAGCCACCUGGGUGCUUGGUCUUGGAGCUGCCUCAGACCUGGGCUCGUCACAGCUGGGAUCUCUGCUCCCUGCUCCCAACUCCCCUGCCCCCUACAAUGUUCUCUGAAUUCAGUGGCCAGGGCAGUUCAUAUCCCUUUGAUUGAGAAACUGCAUCCCAGUUGGAGUUCUACUCGAAAAUAGAUCCCCCUGGAGUAGCACCGUGAUAGUUCAGCAGCACAACCCCUUUCUAUAUGUAGCCCCCUCCAGCAUGAUCCUAUAAAACUUCCCUCCAGCCUCUGCCUCUGUGCAGACAGCCCUGUCUCUGCUGUGCUGCCCAUUGCAACCUUGCAACAUAUUUUCUCUCUUUCCUACCUUCUCUAAUAAAUCUGCCUUUCUGUAUCCACAACUGUCUUGGUAAAUUCCUUUACCACCCACACUACUGGCUCCAGAUAGUCACUACCCACAGCACUGUGGGUGCUACUCAUUCACACACAUGGGCUCAUCUGAUCCUGAACAUCAGAAAUGUUAGGUCCAGGGUCACACGUGGCCACCCCUUGGCUUCCCUGUCUACCUCCCUCUGAAAUGAAGACACAGGUAAGGCCCAGGGCAGGUUCAUGUGAGAGAAUGCUAAGAGUUGGCAUGAUCACAGCCUGGGGUCAAAGAGGGUUAGAGAGGCCUUUGCCCAUCACUUGUCCAAAUCUGCCUUCCUCUCAUCUUAUGAACCAAGAGAUUGAGGCAGGGAGAGCAAGAGCUGGGAUUGGAACCCAAGUGUAUUCGUUUCCUAUUGAUGCUGCAGUGAAUUUCUACGGGUUUAGUGGUUUAAAAGAAGAAGUAUUUAUUAACUUAUACUUUUUUUUGGUUUUUUUUGAGAUGGAGUUUCACUCUUCUUGCCCAGGCUGAAGUACAACAGUGCGGUCUCGGCUCACUGCUACCUCCACCUCCUGGGUUCAAGUGAUUCUCCUGUCUCAGACUCCCAAGUAGCUGGGAUUACAGGUGCCCACCAUCACGCCCAGCUAAUUUUUGUAUUUUUAGUAGAAACAGGGUUUCACCAUGUUGCCCAGGCUGGUCUCGAACUCCUGACCUCAGGCAAUCCGCCUGCCUCGGCCUCUCAAAGUGCUGGGCUUACAGGUGUGAGCCACCUUGCCUGGCCUAUUUUAUACUUUUAAAGGUCAGACCGAGGUCCAAAAUCAGUCUCACUGGGCUUGUUCCUUUGGGGAGAAUUCAUUUCCUUGCUUUUUCCAGUUCCUAGAGGCCACCUACAUUCCUUGGCUCAGGGCCUCUUCCUCCAUCUUAAAAGCCAGCAGUGUAGUUUUCUGUUUGUUUGUUUUUGUUUUUUGUUUUUUGAGAUAUGAUCUCACUCUGUUGCCCAGGCUGGAGUACAGUGGCACAAUCAGCUCACUGCAGCCUUGACCUCCUGGGCUCAAACAAUCCUCCUGUCCCACCCUCCCCUGUAGCUGGGACUACAGGCACACCCCAUAGCAUCUGGCUAAUUAAAACAGUUUUUUUUUUUUUUUUUUUUUUUUGGUAGUGAUAAGGUCUCACUAUGUUGCCCAGGCUGGUUUCCAACUCCUGAGCUCAAGCUAGCCUCCCACCUCUGCCUCCCAAAGUGCUGGGGUUAUAGGUGUGAGCCACCACACCUGGCCUCCCUGAGUUGUGUUGAAGAGUAUAGUCACCAGGCCAAGGUUCUCUCUUUUUCUCUCAUUCUUCGACCCCAGGCAGUUUUUUUCCCUAGGGAGAGGCCUAGAAUGGCCUUUGUUUUUUUCUUGUUAAAUUCCACAAAUUGGUACAUUCCAAGGCCCCCACCCCCCUGCCCCACCACUGUGAUUCUUCUAUUGCUUUUGGUUGCUUACUAACUACAUUCAUUCUGGACAUCUUAGUCCUCCGUUCCCCUCAUGGGGAACCUGUCAUGCCUGUGAACUGCCAGCCACUCUCAUCUUUCCCAGGGUGGCUGAGACAGUGAGGGUGAGAACGCUGGGCAUGGUGCCUAAAAUCACCCCUUCCCUGCCCUCUCAUGCUGGAGUCAGCCUUGCUUCUCCCUGUUGGCUCUCUGCAGCCUCCUUCAACAGUUGGAUUUGGUGUUAAUUGCAUUGUUCACAUUUUCUGGGUCCUUGGGGGAGUGACUGAUUUCGUGAGAACCUGCUCUCUCUGCCCGUCCGUGUGACUGACUUUGGGAACAGUGCAGGCAGGGAGGGGAGGUGGAGGCAUGGGAGAUCUGCAGGGGCUGCUUUGGCCUAGGUGAGCUGAUGGGGCAUGGGGGUCCUGAGGCCUGGUUCAAGUUCACAUGGUGAGCUGAUGACAGAAGCAGAGAAGCCAGACCUCUGGGUCCCCAUACUCAGCCUUCACUCACAGCAGCUCCCAGGUUCCUUGCAGAGCUUAGGAGCUCAGAGGCCACAGGGUCUCUGGCUGGCUGAGCCUGAGUCAUGUGCCCAUUCUGCAGAGGGUGAGGAGGAGAAGCUGGAUGGGGAUGCUGGCUGGGCAGAGGGUCCCAGGUCUGGAACUCAGCACUUACUGUCAUCAAGUCUGUGUGACUGGCAGGAAGCACUGUUUCUCUCAUAAUUGAGCUGGGAGUUCCUGCUGAUUACCCCAUAAACCCUCCUGGGCUCUGUGCUGGGCCCACCACCUGGACAGGAGUCAGCUUGGGCCACAAUUCCAGGCCCCUAGUCUGGGAGGCAUAACUCAGGCCCUUGGGGACAGCCCAGGAAGGGAAGGGCUGUAAGGAGGAGAAGAGGCAGGAGCCCAUGGUGAGAUUGUCCUAGGGAGAAGUCAGUGCCUGGAGUGGAGUCUCAGGCCCAGUUGCAUAGAUUCAUACCUUGGCCUUUUGCCCAAAUUUAUGUUCCUCUUCAGGAACAAAACUGUGUAACCAUACACUGUGGGUGAGUGUAUUCCUUGGAAGAGUCUUGUAAGUCCACAAGUCACAGACUGCCCUCAGUGUGGAGCUCAGCUGGCUCCCUGCAGCUGGCUGGGGCCCCUUCCAGUGGGCAGUGGAGCUGGGCCUCUCUGAUCCAAGCCCCCUCCCUGCUAUGGCAACCAUGGGAAAGAGCUGGCACAGAUUCAAGAUGGUGUCCAGUGAGCCUGGAGCCCUCAGGCCUGGCUGGAGGCUGUUGCUCUUUCCUCCUUUCUUUGCCAUGGGCCCUGCUUAGCAACCACUCUCCGCCUGACCCUGCCCCAGCACCUGCCCUGACUCACUGCCCAGCUCAUUGUCUAUCUGUGACUUGGGGUCAUCGCUCAGACUGAGAUCUGAGGGGUAGGGCCUGUCCCUGUCAAGGGAACAUGGCAGAGGCUGCUCGUCUGUGUGUCUCCAGUCCUCCCAGCCUCCUCCCCUCUUUUCUUUGCAGAAGCCAUUCCAGGAGAGAUGAAUGUGGCUCCUUCUCCUCCACCCUCCACAGAGUGGCAGGCAGGGAGGGGAGAUGGAGGCAUGGGAGAUGGAGGCAUGGGAGAUGUGCAAGGGCUGCUUUGGCAUGACCCAGGCUCAGUCAGCCAGAGACCGUAAUCCCGGCUGGGUGCGGUGGCUCACGCCUGUAAUCCCAGCACUUUGGGUGGCCAAGGCAGGCAGAUCACCUGAGGUCAUGAGUUCAAGACCAGCCUGGCCAACAUGGUGAGACCCCGUCUCUACUAAAAAUACAAAAAUUUAGCUGGGCGCAGUGACAUGUGCCCGUAAUCCCAGCUACUCAGGAUGCCCGUAAUCCCAGCUACUCAGGAGGCUGAGGCAGGGUAAUCGCUUGAACCUGGGAGACGGAGGUUGCAGUGAGCCGAGAUCGUACCACUGCACUCCAGUGUGGGCGACAGGGUGAGACUUUGACUCAAAAACAAACAACAAACAAACAACAGAGACCCUAAUCCCAGCCACAGCCAUUCAGAGAGUCAGGGAUAAGGACAUGUCUGGGCCAGUUUUCUCUGAGACUUGGUAUUUGCUCUCUGGGAGAGAGAGGAUCUCUUUGUUUUGGAUUAUGAACCAACCAAAGUAGACUUGGGGCUUCCAUACUUUUGUUCUGAUGGGAGAAUGAAGGCACUGUGGUGGACAGCAGAAUCCAGAGAGAGAUGACAUACCUGCCCAUAUUCCCAGACUUUCUGGAUCCAGCCAUGCCUGACUUGGACAAUUCAGUAAGUAUUCUUCCUUGCUCAUGAAGAUUCAAGUUGGGUUUCUGACUCUUGCAGUUGGAUAAUGAGGCUCAGAGUGGCAGGGAGUGGAGGGUCCUUUUCAAGGGAUGCCUUUCUACUCCACCACACAGUUCAGAUGGUGCCAGCCUUGGGGUGGGCUGUGGACCAGGCAGCCACUGGCAGUGGAAGAGAGACAGGCAGCCCCAGGCCCCCAGGAGUCAUGCUGGUGAGAUGGUCAGUGGUGGCAUGGCUGAGGUGGGGACGGCAGGGCAUGAGGACCUGCAACCUUGGAUUUCUUGGAGACAUGUUGGGCUGGCACAACUGGACUGCCACCCUGGGGGUAAAGAUCUGCCCAGCCCCCAAGCCCAGAGAUACCCGGCCUGAUCUAGGCAACCAGUCCUGGGCUCCAGAGAGUUCCUCUGGCCCCGAGGACAUGCAAUGUGGGGUGAAGCAAAGCAGAGACCAGGACAGAAGAUUCACUUCCUCAGAUGAUGAAGCUUACUGUGUCUCCACCGCUCAUGCCAAGAGCCUGGACAUGCAGGUGGGCAUGGAUAGGAACAGCUGAGUGGGAGUGUCAGUGGCACUGGAGUGUGCAACACCAAGUGUGUAUGUGCACAAGCUCUAAGUGAGAAGGGCACUAGUGUGUGUGCACCAAAGCUGUCUGAGCAAAUGUCCACGAAACCACAGGAGGUGGAGCUGAGGGAUGCUACAUGUGAGCGUGUGCCAGGGGUAUCUCUAGGAACUUGGUGGGAGGGGCCCCAGUGUGUGUAUGUGCAUGUGGGCUUGGCCAGUGUGACAAUGGAUGUUCCUCGUGGUGGCUGUGAACAGCCUUACUCUGUAUCAACCCUCCUUCCGCCCUCUUCUGGGCGAUGCCUGUUGCUUGUGUGUGGCAGCAGCUGCUGGAGCCCUUUGCAGAGACCUGGGACCUCGCCACGCCCAUACACGGGGACCCAAUGAUGGCUCUUGUGGACUAUCACGAUGGCAUCAUCGCCAGCACGGUGACUCCCCUGAAGACUUUUUGGCCAGAGGAGCCCAUUUGGCCUCCACAAGGGGCAGGAAUGAACAUUCUCCAAAGGGCAGCCUCCAAAAAUGUCUGCUGAGCAUCAGGGUACAAACAACCCAUCUCCCCCACCUGAGGGCGGGCGUCACUUUGAGGUGCGUUCUACUCUGUGUCUCAGAGUCACCAGUGGGACUGCGCUCAGUGGCCUGCAGUGGUGACCUGCUUGGCGACCCCCUCACUGGCUUCCGCCUUGUUUCCUGCCUCACUCCAUCUGGUACUCCUGGGAACACUUCCCUAACCAAACUCUCGCCCACAUCCUCAUCCCAGGGUCUGGCCCUGGGGCCCCUGUCUCCAUCGUCCUGUGAUGCAGCUUCACCUUCCAUCUCCUUGGGCCUCUGAUGAGCCCAGGUACCUGGGGUGUUCUCCUCGGCCCCUGGCACAGACAGGCGGCAUCUCCUUAGGAAUGUGCAAAGGACCUUGAAUGUGGUGCCAUAUGUGACACACCACAACAUAGGGCAUGUCGUGGAUGGAGGAGCAGGAAAAGCCAAGAGCGUGACAGUCCCAAAGGCCUGUGGGAUCCUAAGUCUUUGUGGUGGGAGCUGGGUGUCGGUGUGGGGUGGUUUCGGUUGGGGGCAGCACAUGGCUGGACACCAUCACUGUGGAAGUUUCUGCAUUCAUUCCCAGGAGGUGGAGCCCCAGAGCACGGAGGUGGCACCAGAGCCAUGCCUAGUGAUGUUCAGAACAGAGGGGUGAUUAUUUUGCAUACAGAGAGGGGGACAUAAGUGUCAGGCUUUGUCCAGAGAGAGAUGCUGGCGGGGCGGGGGUGAGCCCCAUAAAUGGAAUACUUGAAUGGGUUAAACCUCAUAGAACAUCUCAAGGGUGGAAGAAAAGCCCAGGAUUAAAAUGACGGGUUUUGUCUGCAAUUAUGAGUGUUGGUGGGUAUUGUGUUUCAAGGUGAGAGGAGGGGCUUCCUCAUUCUUCAGGGCCUGACUUGUUCACUUUGAGCAGUGGCAGCAGCGAGCCGGCAGGUGGCAGUGUGGGCUCAGGGUGGGGGUGAUAGGCGCAGCAGAGCCAGCCUUGGCCUGUCCAGCAGGGACAUGGGCUGGAGAACCAGAAGGAUGAGCCUAUCUUGUGGUCUUUCCCCCCGCUGCACCCUCCUUCAGGAUGGCACCCCACUUUCAAGGCACUUGGGGGUCUAGGACUAUAUUAAUGGACUAUUCGAAUUUUGGAUUGCACCCCACUUUCAAGGCACUUGGGGGCAUCUAGGACUAUGUUAGUGGGCUCUAUUGGAGUUCUGGUGGGAGGGAAAUGUGACAGAGGAAGGGGCCCAGGCUCUGUCCGCUAAGAGAUCAAUAGCCCAAGCCAUGGUGUUGUGGAGGGCAUGGAAAGGAAGAGGGGAAUUCCUGCAGAGGGUGAGACAACAGCUCAUUUCAGUUUCAUUGCCACUUUCCUCUCUUUCCUGGUGGUACAAACCAUCAGGGUGCUACAAGCCAACUCCUGUUAGAGUAAAACGUGUGGUCUCUGAAGUUCCUAGAGUCAGGUCCUGAAGUUGACGGCCCAUCCUCAUGACGUUACACCAGCCAUGUCUCAGAGAAAUGAUGCCAAGUUUCAGUGAGGUUAAAAAAAAAAAAAGCAACUCCUGUAAGGCACUGACUAUCCAAAUAUCCACAUCAACAGGAAAAUGACAAGGCUUCAAUGGUGCCUAAUCUUGAGAGGUAAUGAAUGGGUAGGGAUUGUUAGCCGGAGGUGUAUUUUCAUUUUGUUGCUAUUCAGUGUUUCCUUUUCUUACAAGUUUCAGAAGGUAUAAACCCUACUCGAGAGGCUGAGGUGAGAGGAUCGCUUGAGACCAGGAGUUUCAACUAGCCUGGGCAACAUAGUGAGACCCUGUGUUUACAAAACUUCAAAAUAAAAAAUUAGCUGGGUAUGGUGGUGCAUGCCUGUAGUCCCAGCUGCUUAGGAGGCUGAGGUGGGAGGAUCACUUGAGCCUGAGUUCAAGGCUACAGUGAGCUAUGUUCAUACCAUUGCACUCCAGCGUAGGCGACUGAGUGAGACCCUGUCUGAAGAAAAAAAGAAAAGAAA
Gorilla gorilla gorilla (western lowland gorilla) is the source of this 7903-nucleotide messenger RNA. RefSeq lists its product as uncharacterized. NCBI's taxonomy places the organism in Eukaryota, Metazoa, Chordata, Mammalia, Primates, Hominidae. The record is from RefSeq and is a predicted model, not a curated record.